Messenger RNA from Balaenoptera ricei (Rice's whale), 1365 nucleotides. RefSeq names its product sperm microtubule associated protein 2 like (gene SPMAP2L). The transcript has 9 exons. The record is from RefSeq and is a predicted model, not a curated record. The coding region runs from base 1 to 1365 and encodes 454 amino acids. Lineage: Eukaryota; Metazoa; Chordata; Mammalia; Artiodactyla; Balaenopteridae.
AUGGAGAGACAAGAGUUUUCCGGUUCUUCUGGGCUGUCCGAUGGGCAUGACACGGCAGAAAUAUCCGCUCGCUCCGAAGCCCUCCAGAAGCCCUUUGUAGUCAGGAUAUUUGACGUGCACAAGCAGCCUGAGGAGUCUGAGGAGCCGGAGUUACCCGAGGAGGCCGACGAGCAAGACCAGUCAGGCGAAUCCGAGGCGUGUGCAGAGUCCCACCAGAUCCCCGAGCCCCACGAGCCCUAUGAGCUCUACCAACCCUGUGAGCCCCACAGGCCCCCCAAACCCCAUACACCCUACAAGCCUCAUCCACCCCGUGAGGCCUGCGAGCCGCAUAAGCCCCAGGGGCCCCGUGCUCCCCGCGAGCCCCACAAGCCCCACGAAGUCGAGUUGCUUCCCAGAGCUAGCGUGAUGGUCUCCCCGUCUCUGCUGACCAGAUUCCCGCCACGGCUUCCGCCAUCUUCCCUGAGAGAUCCUGGUCCCUGUGACUUUGUAAGGAAAUGUUCUUUUUCUAGGAAGAGAAUUCAAGAUCUUUCUAGGCCUAAGAAACAAUGGGGAGCCCCAGAUAGAAAACUGUUUUGGGGAAAUCAAGAUCCUAUUCGCCCUGUUUCCCGGAAUGCUUUGAAGGCUCAACUGACCAAAAGACUUGAGAACCUUGCCCAGCCUAAGGAAGUCUCCCACCGAUAUGUACCUAACAGGGUUCAGUAUUAUUACAGCUGCGGUAGAGAGUCUGUAAUCUGGGAGAUCCCUUCUCCUGCACUGUUUUGCCAACCUUCCAAAAGGAUCCAGAAGCUGGCACAGCCCAACAGAUUCAAGAAAGGGAAUCUAAUAAAUAGGACCUUCAGUGAUUACUUAAGAGAUUCUCUUCAAAUCUCUGAUCCUUCUCCCCGGAUAUUACAACUCUCAAUAGCCAAAGCCACAAAUCCAAACUAUGUUCCUCCAAAAAGCACUGAAACCAAAAUUGCGACGUCUGCCCUGACUGCUGUUGCAACUCCAAGAACUGUAGACCUUGCCCAUCCAAGGAUUAAGAUAGAGGGUCUGUGCUUUGAAAGAGAAAGAAGUGAAAUGCCCAUCCGUCCUAUAUCCUGUGCUGCCUUGCUCGCCAAACCUAGCCCUCGAAUACUAGCUCUAGCUAAGGCCAGGCCUCUUCAUCAAGAUUAUUUACCUCCCCGUGAUGCCUACUGGCCAGUAUCUUGUGCUGCUAUCCAUUCCAAGAUAUCUCCCAGAAUUCAAGAACUAGCUAAUCCAAAUACAAGGACUCCUGUGCAUAUUGUAUAUUAUGAUCCGGAAGUCUUUAAAGUCAAGCCAGCUGCUUUGAAAGCACAGUGUUCUCCGAGGAUCCAUGAGUUGGCACAACCUCUUACGCGUUAA